Prosopis cineraria is the source of this 1692-nucleotide messenger RNA. Its product is annotated as phosphoribosylglycinamide formyltransferase, chloroplastic. Lineage: Eukaryota; Viridiplantae; Streptophyta; Magnoliopsida; Fabales; Fabaceae. Bases 445 to 1344 code for a protein of 299 amino acids. The record is from RefSeq and is a predicted model, not a curated record. Gene Ontology annotation, biological process: 'de novo' IMP biosynthetic process. Gene Ontology annotation, cellular component: cytoplasm; chloroplast. The transcript is spliced from 6 exons. Gene Ontology annotation, molecular function: phosphoribosylglycinamide formyltransferase activity.
UUAGUUAUUGAUGGUUUGAUACACAUCGCGCCCUUUUCUUCAAACCUAAAAUCUGAACUCAGUUGCCGAAGGCUCAAACCCAAGCUGGCCGUCGCUCACUGCCUCGCACUCACCAUAUUUUCGUCCAUGCUCGCAGUUCGCGUUCUGGUCGUGCUUCUACUUCGUGUGCUUCUUGCCGUCCGUUGCUCGAGUUUCUGACUACUUCAUGUGCUUCUCGUCGUCCGCCCCGUGCUUCUGCCUUGUUGCUCCAGGAAUUUCAAGCUCUUCGGUUUCAUAAUGCUGCUAAAAUAUCAUUUUGAAGAUGAUAAUGGCAAAGAUAAUAUCUAGCUUUUGGGGUUCAGUCAUAUCCACAACUUGAUUGUUGUGAAAAACUUAUACAUCAUCUUCCUUUGCAGAGUUUCAAAUCUUUUAAUAUAUUUAUAUCCAUAAAAGAUCAUAAUUUCCAUGGAAGCUCUAAACUUUCUUUUAGGAGUUUGUCCAGACUUGUCUGUCCCAUUAGGUCGAUAUGGAAAGCAAUCAUUCGUUAUUAGGUCACCUCCACUUCCUUCUCCAUCCUUUUGUUCUUCCAUUCAGUUCCAUAAACCAGCAUCUAGUGGAGCCUGUAAUAGUAUUAUCUACAAAGUGUCUUCUAGGAAGAGAACGCAGUGUGGUAGUAAUUUAGAACAAGGGGCUGUGACCACAGAGGGUGGCAACACGAGAGCUCAGGUCAGGCCGAAAAGGCUGGCAAUUUUUGUCUCAGGUGGUGGAUCAAACUUCCGUUCAAUUCAUGAAGCAUCAAUUCAGGGAUCAGUUCAUGGAGAUGUCUCUGUUCUGGUUACAAAUAAAAGCAACUGUGGGGGUGCAGAGUAUGCCAGAGACAAUGGCAUCCCAGUUAUACUAUUCCCCAACGAUGGACUAUCUGCUAGUGACCUUGUUGAUACCUUAAGGAGUUUGGAGAUUGAUUUUAUCCUUCUAGCUGGAUACCUCAAACUGAUACCGGUGGAAUUGAUCCGAGCUUAUGAAAGGUCCAUAAUAAACAUUCAUCCAUCACUUCUUCCAGCAUUUGGAGGCCAAGGCUACUAUGGAAUGAGGGUACAUAGAGCAGUAAUUGCUUCUGGAGCGAGAUACUCAGGUCCUACAAUUCAUAUUGUUGACGAACGCUAUGACACGGGGCGUAUCCUUGCCCAGCGUGUUGUCCCUGUGCUUCCUAAUGACACUGCAGAGGAUUUGGCUGCAAGAGUUCUAAAGGAGGAGCACCGGUUAUAUGUAGAGGUGGUCGAAGCCUUGUGUGAAGAACGCAUAGUCUGGAGAGAAGAUGGCGUUCCCCUUAUUCGAAGCAAAGAAAACCCCGAUGAGUUCAGCUAAAAAAAGAAGUAAAAACUGCCCCAUUUUUGAGGUCUCGAGUCCAUCGCUGAAGAUCUUCUAAUUUCACUUUCAUGUUAUAACAUCACGUUCCACCAUUGCUUUUUACAGCAAUACGUAACACCUGAUGAAAUUGUUGCUAAUUCGUGGUUUUAGCCUCUAUAAAAUUUGUAAUAAUUGACGAAAUUAGUGGUGAAUAAUGAUGUUUGAGCAUCAGAUGGGUUUUGAGGGGCCCUGAUUAGAGUUGUGGGAUUCUUCUCGUAUGUGCCCCUCUAAAAGAUGCUGGGCUUUGGACCUACGUACUUCAUGGAGAAUAACAUUAGUCUCACUUCAAAUUUUCUUAUGCAACAA